Exophiala viscosa is the source of this 1535-nucleotide messenger RNA. RefSeq names its product MFS transporter. Gene Ontology annotation, molecular function: transmembrane transporter activity. Bases 1 to 1473 code for a protein of 490 amino acids. The transcript has 13 exons. Gene Ontology annotation, cellular component: membrane. Gene Ontology annotation, biological process: transmembrane transport. The record is from RefSeq and is a predicted model, not a curated record. Lineage: Eukaryota; Fungi; Ascomycota; Eurotiomycetes; Chaetothyriales; Herpotrichiellaceae.
AUGGAGGAGUUAACCGCAAUUGGUAUCGAUGCGGCCACCAAUCCCGAGUCAACGACGGAGCUCGGCGUGUCUAAGGCUGUGCAUGGAGAUAUCGCCUUGAACUUCUUAGAGACGUCCCCUGAGGAUUUCGUGGUCGAAAAGGAGGUAGCCAAACGAGUUCUCAGAAAGAUUGAUCUUCGCAUUCUUCCCCUUCUCUGCGUGACGCUCUUCUUACAAUUUCUGGACAAGUCUACCCUUAGCUAUGCCUCCAUCUUCGGAAUCAUUGAAGAUGCGCACCUUGUUGGAACCGAUUAUUCUUGGUUGUCGAGUAUCUUCUACUUCGGAUAUAUGAUAUCACAACCGAUUUCUGCGUAUACUAUGCAGCAUUUCUCGCCAGCAAAAUGCCUCAGUUUCAGCGUGUUUUGGUGGGGAGUUAUCCUUUUCAUGCAUGUUGUUUGCGAUAGCUUUGCGAAGCUCAUGGCGGUCCGAUUUUUUCUAGGCAUGGCAGAGGCAAUUGUGACACCGGCGUUUCUCUUGAUCACGAGUGGCUGGUAUCCGCGAAGUAUGCAGCCACUUCGCAUGGGAGCAUGGUAUGCCUUCAACGGCGUCGCAAUAAUGUUCGGUGGUCUCAUCGCAUACGGGCUUGGUCAUAUUCAUGUGGACAACAUUUCACCGUGGAAGUGGAUGUUCAUCGUUCCUGCCGGGAUGUCCAUUCUAUGGUCGAUUGUACUCUUCUUUUGUCUACCAACUUCACAAUUGACGGCGUCAUUUUUCAAUGAUCAUGAGAGACGCACAGCCAUCGAGCUGAUCCGCAAGGCGCUACUCGACCCGAUCACCUGGUUCCUGUUCUUCCUCAAUCUUCUCUUCAAUGUUCCCAAUUCUAUCUCAUCAUUCGGCAGUCUUAUUAUCUCCAACUUCGGGUUUGGUUCAUUGGAAACCACGCUGCUUAGCAUGCCUGGUGGUGCGGUCGAAAUCCUAACCAUGACUCUUAUCCCCUUACUCAGUAUGAAAGUCCACAACUCUCGGCUGUGGUGUACGUUUGGCGUGGUUUUGGUAGCACUUCUUGGGACAGCCUUGAUAUUUGCUUUACCAUACGGGGACAAGGGUGGCUUGCUUGCAGGAUAUUGGCUGAUCUUUAUCUUCCCCACUGCCGGAAUCUUGCUAUACUCGAUGUUAGGCGCCAAUGUGGCAGGUCACACCAAAAAGGUCACGACGAACGCAGUGGUCCUGAUCGGCUAUUGUGUUGGAAAUAUCAUAGGACCACAAUUCUUCAAGUCGGAGCAAAAGCCUCGAUACAGGUUGGCAAUUGGUUCAUUCUUGGUUUGUUGGUGUCUCAUGCUUGUCCUGUGCCUACUGUUUCGCUUCUACCUCCGCCGGCAAAACAAACGCCGAGAAGCACACCAGGAGGCCACCACCGAAAUCGAAUACGAAUCCAAUAUCGAGUUCCAUGAUUUGACAGAUCGGCAAAAUCCGAAAUUCGUGUAUAUUUUAUAGGACAGGCAUGGAAUGAAGUUCGAUAGCAUGGCGACUUUGAUAGUAUGAGUCGGAUGCGCGCC